Molecule: messenger RNA, 3431 nt
Organism: Cucumis sativus (cucumber)
Lineage: Eukaryota; Viridiplantae; Streptophyta; Magnoliopsida; Cucurbitales; Cucurbitaceae
Exons: 6
Coding region: 446-1132 (228 amino acids)
Source: RefSeq, a predicted model, not a curated record
ACUUUACCGGUUCCAGAAAUUUCCAAAUGUGGCCGACGAUUUCAAAAUCAAAAUUUGAUGGGGAAUUAUUGUUUCCAUUGGUUUUUGACCCGUUUCAAGCGAAUAUAAAUAUCGUCUAAGCAUUUGACUCAGUCGUCGGUCGCCGUCUCCGAUCAGCAAAAUUUUUCUCGCCAGAUUUUGAUAAAGAAAUAAAGAUGAUCAGAAGAAAAAUAUCGAAAUCGAUUUGGAAUUUGUCGGUCUGAGUAAGUAAAGGUUUGGAUUUGGGUAACUCAUGGGUUAGAUUCUUUGGAGGUCCCUUUGAUGUCCUUGAGAUUGACUUUGAGAAAUUUGCAUUGGGAUUGAACAUUCAUCUUCAAUUGUGGUGUUCGACUUCCCUUUUCUCUAUUCUUUUGUGGUGUGAAGUGAAUUUUGGCUUUUAUAGUCAAAAGGCUAUGAGAUUGAGUACAUGGCUUUAAGAGAAAGGGAUCUCAUAUUUGAUCUCGAAAAUGGGGGGAAGAUCAUUGAAGAGGUUGGAAGUGGGGAACCGAGUUCAACCAAAAGAGAUGUAAAGAAUUUUUGGAGUAGGUUGACAGAGGAUUCACUGCUGAAAGAUGAGCGAGCCAUAGCCUCAAACAGUAAUUUUGCUAAUUCUAUUACCGACGUCAUUGCUGAUGAGAGCUUAGGAUUGUUGAUAGAUAAGAACUUGGAAGGAGAAGAUGUUCAUGAAGUUUUUGUGCACGUGGAGAAAAAUAAUGCUAGAGGGAAGCAUAAGAAUAAGAAAAAGGCUCCGAAGCCACCACGGCCUCCCAAAGGUCCUUCGCUUGAUGCUGCGGACAGAAUGAUGGUGAAGGAACUUGCAGUGCUUGCUAUGAAAAAACGUGCAAGAGCUGAGAGAAUGAAAGCAUUGAAGAAGGCAAAAGCAGAGAAAACAUCUUCUUUCAAUAGUUGCAUACCUGCCUUGAUUAUCACAUUCCUCUUCUUCCUUGUCAUUAUCAUUCAAGGAAUAAGCCCCAGAAGCAGUUCGAUAUUGCAGGGGUCACCUGAACCUGCUGUUGGUGGUAGUAGUGGGUUCAUUUCUGUUCAGUACAUUAAAAGCUUUCCCCCAAAUGAAAGCAAUGUAUCCAAUCCCCCCUCGUUUAAUUCUGCUGCAUAGCUCGUUACUGAUUUUGUUCCUCUAGAAGGCAAAAGGGUGGCUGGUUUGAGGAGUUUUUUUUGAAGUUGAGAUCCUAGGUGCCAGCAUGGUGGCUCGUAUGGCCUUGAUUUUUGAAUAGCUAUUUUAAUACGCAGUUGCGUUUGACUGUUUUUGUACAUAAAUACGAAGAAUGUCUUUUUUUAUCUUUCUUUCUUUUUGUGAUCAAAUGCUUUUUGUAUUUUAACUUUAUGUUAAUAAUUUAUAUAAAAAAGUUCAUGGUGACGUUCAAGGAUGUCAGUAGCUGAACCUUCUUAAAGGCUAAGGAGAAAAUCCUGCUUGCUUCCAGGCUCUCUUUCGUUGAAUUGAAUUAUGAACUUUUUCCUUUUUGAUUUUGAUAACAAACCUGCAGAAUUAUGAUGAUAUGAUUGGCUGAUGCCUAACCAUUUGCACCUUUGAUUGGCUGCUGUUAAACAACAUCCAAUCUGUUCAAGAACAAACAGGUACGACCUCUGUCCAAUUGAUUCUUACAUAGUUACAUUUGUUAGAUUUAAAGGCAAAUCUCUCGAGUUUCUAAUCUAUGAAACAUCAAAGUUUCCAAGAUUUCAGGUAUUUGGCAGUAAAAUGAUUUGCUUGUUUGUAUAUACUGUUGUUACUGACUUGGAAAGCUAAGGCCUCGUUUAGGUAACUAUUUCGUUUUUUGUUUUUGUUUUUGAAAAUUAAGCCUAUUUAAUAUUUUUUUUUCGUUUCUUACAAUGAUUUGUAUCUUUCUUGAGUACAAUUAUUGAAUUCUUUGCCAAAUUCCAAAUUCUAAAAACUACUUUUUGAAAGUUACCUUUUUUAGCUUUCAAAUUUUGUAAUGAUUUUUUAAACCGGGUUAUAACAAAGAAAGAAAGUUGGAGGUGGAAGUAAUGUUUAUUGGCUUAAUAUUAAAAAACAAAAUGCUUACCAAAUCGAACCUUAAGGUGUAACAAUUUAGUUUUUAGUUUUCUAAAUUUGAAAUUUAUGUUUGUUUCUUGGGAAUAAAAAGACAGUUUUUAAAGACUAUUCUUUCUAGUUUUCAAAAAUUAACUUUAUUUUUUAUAAAAAGAGUGAAAAGGGAAAACAAAACAUGAAAAUUUGUGGGUUCUCUAAACCAUGGUUAUCAAAUGGGUUAAAAAUAUUUCUGUGAAUGUGAGAGAUAUGGAGUCUGAUGAUAUGAUAUUGAGUUCAUAAGAUGAGAUCCAAAAAUCACUACCAUGAAUCUUAAUUGGUGCCACAUUUGGAAACUAAAUUUCUUCAGUAUGAGUUAUUUCAGAUAUUGGAGUGUAUCCUCUUUGGUCAUACUUAUUGUAUGACCCCUAGCUAUUGAAUUAGUGGGAGCAUUUGUAGAAUAUUAGUAUGGUUAUUAGAAGGAGAAUAUUAGUAAUGAGACAGUUAGUUUGUUCGGGCUUUUAGUUAUUAUUAAAUAGUGGGAAUGGGUUGAGAGCAAGACAUUGAAGAAUAUUGUGGGAUUUCUUAUAGCGAAAUAUUAAGAGGGAUUUCUUAUAGCAAAAUAUUAGGAGGGAGUAACCCUCUCGAAAGACUUUGGUAUGUUGUAGUUUCUCCAUUGAUAUUGCAAUAGAAAUCCAUCUUUGUGUUCUUUGUUUGUUUUUUGUGUUUUUUAGAUCUCUCGUUAGGAGGUAUCUCAACACUUUAUCUUUAGUUGCAGCAAUAUCUUUACAGAUACAUGUACGAAAGCAUCCCAUGUCGACCUUUUCAUUUCGAGUUGCAGGUUCAUCGUUGCAGCAAAUGACUGACAUGAAAGGGUAUAGCCAAGAUCACCCUCGUAGAAAUGUUAGUGAAUGGUAAAGAAAAUUUUGCUCGCAGUUUAAAGGAAUGUCUACCUGCCUGCAAUGUGUUGAUUUGUAACGACUACGAAGAUCACAUUUUUUUGUCGAAGGAGUACAAGGUUGCAAUGCCAUGGAUGUAGCUCGGGAGGUCGAGGCCUUGCAACGGAGCCAUUCAGUAAAAGGUAUAGGGAUAGGCAUUGACAUCAUGGGACCCUGCUUUGCUGAAAUCUCUGCUUGUAUGAUCAUCUGUGGGUUGGAUAACAAAAUGGUAAUUGUCCAAUUUGGUUCUAUUCAAGUGAUGGGGCAAUUUCUUUCGCAAUUAAUUGAAUAUUGUGGUACCCAAAGCAACACGCAACACACCAACGUGAGUAGAAUUUUGAGCACGUGUUUUGGAAUUUUCUUUCUCUGUCACAACUUCAUUGAAAAUUUGAACUAUUUUCUCAUGGUGAGGGACUAAAAUGUCAAAAUUUUAAAUUUAAGAACUAAAUAGAAACAUAGAGACGUUUUUUGUA